GUUAAAAAUGGAAUUAUGGCUCGAAAUUGACGCCGACUCAAUUGGCAGAGAUUAGUGGAAGACUGGAGUCUGUUAAGUGCUUGAGCCUGAAUACCAAUCGAAGGUAUCCCACAAAACGCCGCUGUUUGGUUGAUUUUGAAAAGUGUAAACAAAGCGAAGCAUGGCAAUUGUUUGUGUGUUUUGAAAGUUGACGUCUUUGGCGGAAGAUUUAUCGAACCACAAGGGAUCUUUUUUUUCCUAAUUUACCCACUAAGUCGUUAAGCUAUAAAAUGCAGGAGAUGUUGUGCAUGAAGAAAUUUGGGGUGAUAUUGAGACUCAAAUUUCAGUGUUGAUAUUGAAUUGUUUCGCAUUCAACAUGUCAAGUCUCGAGUUAAAAUUCCAGUAACUUUGUUCGUCAUUUUUCUGCACUGAGCUACCUGAGUGUGUCAUAAUCUAGUGGAAGAAAAUUGACUCUUUGCUAGACGAGAAUGAUGGAAAUUUUCAGUGAUACAGCUUGCAGGCAGAUAUCUCAGAUGUUCUUGGCAGUUUUGUUCUUUCAUAGUUCUGAGUAUGUUUUAGCAAUUGCCUUUCAUGGUAGUUCAAAUGUUACUCUUAAAUCACUUUUGAUUAGCAAAUACUAUCUCUUGGCGAUGGUGUUCUCAAUGGUGGAGUACACGGCUGAAUAUUUUUUCUUUCCUGGCUGGAAGGAGUACUGGUGGAUAAGCAAUGUAGGCCUUGCAAUGGUUUUAAUUGGGGAAAUCAUUAGGAAAAUGGCUAUUAUAACUGCUGGUCAAGCCUUCACACAUUUAAUUAAGAUCUACCAUGAGGAACACCACCAACUGGUUACUCAUGGAGUCUAUAGGUUUGUCCGCCAUCCUGGAUACUGCGGUUUCCUCAUCUGGUCUGUUGGCACCCAGAUAAUGCUGUGUAAUCCCAUCUCCACAAUUGGAUUUGCAAUUAUUGUAUGGAAUUUUUUUCAUGAGCGGAUACCAUAUGAAGAAUAUUUCUUGAGACAGUUUUUUGGGUCACAGUAUGAUGAAUAUGCCAAGCGAGUUCCUUCUGGGGUGCCAUUUGUAAAGUGGUAGUAUAAGGUCAUGUUGGCAGGGUAGCAACAGUCUUGCAUACUCACCUUGCUUCAUCAACAAAGUUUACUGCUGUUCUAUUAUAAUAGAGGUGAACACCUAUGAUGCUGACAGAUUGGUGGAGGUGAGAGUGACUCAUUUUUUUCACCCCCUAGCUUUAUACUCGGCUGAGAAUGUACUAUUGACAUAGUGUUUAUAAAGAUAUUUUGUUAUGGUCAGGUGCACUGUGCACUGUUAAAUUUUAUCAUUAGUCUUUUAUCAGAAACUUAUUAGACAGUUUACAAAUGUCCAUCCUUAGUAGUGUAAUGUUUCUAGACUUCCAGAUUUGUCAUCUUUUUUGCUUGGGUUGGAUAUACCUAUUAAACUUGUUAUGGACUGUAAAAGAGCAUUUUGUUAUAAGUUUUGUCACCCAUCUAUCAGAUUCAUUUACAGUUGCUGAAAA
Mangifera indica (mango) is the source of this 1503-nucleotide messenger RNA. RefSeq names its product protein-S-isoprenylcysteine O-methyltransferase B-like. Gene Ontology annotation, molecular function: protein C-terminal S-isoprenylcysteine carboxyl O-methyltransferase activity. The coding region runs from base 468 to 1064 and encodes 198 amino acids. The transcript has 2 exons. NCBI's taxonomy places the organism in Eukaryota, Viridiplantae, Streptophyta, Magnoliopsida, Sapindales, Anacardiaceae. Gene Ontology annotation, biological process: C-terminal protein methylation. The record is from RefSeq and is a predicted model, not a curated record. Gene Ontology annotation, cellular component: membrane; endoplasmic reticulum.